Molecule: messenger RNA, 1077 nt
Organism: Ordospora pajunii
Lineage: Eukaryota; Fungi; Microsporidia; Ordosporidae
Product: putative GDA1/CD39 nucleoside phosphatase protein
Exons: 1
Coding region: 1-1077 (358 amino acids)
Molecular function (GO): hydrolase activity
Source: RefSeq, a predicted model, not a curated record
AUGCCAGAUGCAUGCGUGUUUCUAGGGUGUUGCAUCGAAUAUAAAACAAAACACCGGAUUUCUGCACAUUGCAUUGCAAAACAAAUGAUAUUUGUAAGCACAUUUAUGUAUGUGCUCUAUGCAAGCACUGCAUUUGCCAUUUCAUCUUCUAUCAAGUCUGCUCCGUCCUCAGGAAUGUCAUAUACCACAGUGAUAGAUGCUGGCUCAACAGGAACAAGAUUGGAAGUGUAUGGGUUUGUGGGGCAAGAAAUCAGGCACCAAGGACUAUUUACAAACACGCCCGGGAUUGCAGACAUGAAGGAAGACAGCCAAAUAAAACAGUCGGUGACAGAAUUGCUUAUGCAUGCUGAGCCAUUCUACAAUGAUAUCAAGACCAUGCCUAUGGGAUUUUAUGGAACAGCUGGGUUCCGAGCACUGGGUGCUCCACGCACAGAUCAUAUUCUUGAGCUCGUCAGGAAUGAAUUGAGUGGAUACAACCUUAAAGAAGCAAAGGUGGUCAGCGGAGAGGAGGAAGGCAGGCUUGCACUGAUGUCGUUGAUAAUCUCAAGCAAAGAGAUUGGAAACAGCAGUAAUAAGACCGUUGGUGUCAUAGACAUGGGCGGGGGAAGCACACAAGUGUCAGUGCUGAAAAACAACGGGGAAAUCAGUUCAGAAUCAAUCAGCCUUGGCAUAACAGCCAUCAGCAAUGCGCAUGACAUGGAAGACUGUGCAAUCAGCAGCCAGGAGAAGCAGGAGUCCUGUGCACAAAAAAUCAUUACAAAGCUCUUGAGUGUGCAAAGCAAGCCGAUCCUCAAUGACAUCGACGACCUGUAUCUGCUUUCAUACUUCCAUGAUGAGUUUGCCAAAAUUGUCAGAAGCACAGAAACAAACAUGAGGGAAAUAAAAGACCAGUUCUACAAGAAAUGCAGUCUCUUGGAAACAACAGACUGUAGAAACAUCUUCUAUCUGAUCUCAUUCAUCAAUGCCCUUGGCAUCAACGAUCUCAAAAGUAUCAAGAAAAUAGAUACAAAUAACGGUAUCAACAUUUCCUGGGCAUCAGCAAAAGGCUAUGAGCUCAACAAAAUACACAAUAAAUAA